Arabidopsis thaliana (thale cress) is the source of this 883-nucleotide messenger RNA. Its product is annotated as secE/sec61-gamma protein transport protein. The transcript has 3 exons. NCBI's taxonomy places the organism in Eukaryota, Viridiplantae, Streptophyta, Magnoliopsida, Brassicales, Brassicaceae. Gene Ontology annotation, biological process: protein targeting; protein transport; intracellular protein transport. Gene Ontology annotation, cellular component: membrane; endoplasmic reticulum membrane. Gene Ontology annotation, molecular function: transmembrane protein transporter activity. The coding region runs from base 361 to 570 and encodes 69 amino acids. The record is from RefSeq and is marked reviewed.
AAAUUUCAGAGCUCUUGCACUUUUCAAGAGUUUUACUUUGAUGAGUGAGACAUUUGUCUUUUUAGUGUUUAUUUUCUAAACUUAAAAUAGUAGCAUCAACAUCACUCAAUUAUAAUUCUUAAGAUGUUGUAGAAAAAUAUUUUAUAGAUGGAAAGUAAUCGAUAUUAAGACAAAUAAGAAACCAAACCGGACUUUGUGUUCAGACCGAAUCAAAUCUGAAUUGGAGAAAUUAUGGUGGAGGCGAAAGUCAACGGAACUAAAGUAUAAAACCAAAUGUCAAAAAUAAAACCCAAUUUUCAUCCUUAAACGAACCUGCUGAAACCCUAAUUUCGAUUACCAAUUCCGAUCUAAAAAGAAGUCAUGGAAGCCAUUGAUUCCGCAAUCGAUCCUCUCAGAGAUUUCGCUAAGAGCAGUGUUCGUCUCGUCCAGCGCUGUCACAAACCCGAUCGCAAGGAAUUCACGAAAGUAGCUGUGCGUACGGCGAUUGGAUUUGUGGUGAUGGGAUUCGUUGGAUUCUUCGUGAAGCUCGUUUUCAUCCCAAUCAACAACAUCAUCGUUGGAUCUUCUUAGUGUAGUACUUUCUUUACGAGGCAAUGCUCCGAGGAGUAGGAGGAGAAGAACGAACCAAACGACAUUAUCAGCCCUUUGAGGAAGCUCUUAGUUUUGUUAUUGUUUUUGUAGCCAAAUUCUCCAUUCUUAUUCCAUUUUCACUUAUCUCUUGUUCCUUAUAGACCUUAUAAGUUUUUUAUUCAUGUAUACAAAUUAUAUUGUCAUCAAGAAGUAUCUUUAAAAUCUAAAUCUCAAAUCACCAGGACUAUGUUUUUGUCCAAUUCGUGGAACCAACUUGCAGCUUGUAUCCAUUCUCUUAACCAAUAAAAAAAGA